This is a messenger RNA of Neoarius graeffei (lesser salmon catfish), 2968 nucleotides long. RefSeq lists its product as uncharacterized. The transcript has 4 exons. The coding region runs from base 517 to 2196 and encodes 559 amino acids. NCBI's taxonomy places the organism in Eukaryota, Metazoa, Chordata, Actinopteri, Siluriformes, Ariidae. The record is from RefSeq and is a predicted model, not a curated record.
CAAGCACUCAGCUGUACUGCUCUGUUUCUCAGAGGGAGCAAGCCAUCUCAUACUCCACACAAGAAUCAUCGAUAUUCCAAAGGAAACACUUGCUGCAAUGGAGUUAUUGCUGAAAUGCCCGCUGACGUUCAUCCAAAGGGUGUACAGAGAAGUACACACCCUCAACCUCAACCUCGAUCUCUAACCACGUGACUGCUGUGGUUCAGAGGAACUUAUGCAAAUGUUAUGAGUCAGUGAAUCGAAGUUUGAGCUACAACCUUCACCGAAAUAAAUUCAUCAGCCAAACCGAGAAUAUAAAGCUCUAAAGGGAGCAAAAGAUCAUUCAUCUUCACCACUACAUUGCUUACACUGAAGCAUCACACCUGAAGUCUGUAAAAGAAAACGUGACCAUGGUUCAAGCUGGUUAAAGCUGACUGAGCAUUCAUCUGCUAACGCUUACAGAACACCGACAUCAGGCAAGGAAAAGUUCAAGAUCAGUUUCGCUCAAACUCCAUACUACCCUGAGCAAGAAUCACCAUGACGACACUAAACAGCAUCACCCAGCUGAAAGAGUCUCAAUUCGGUCAGCCUCGUCCAAGACACGGUCUGAAGCUGCUGCACUGGUUUGCUUGUGACUGUCUCUCUUUUAACCAAAACAAUGUUAUGCUUUCACACUGUUGUCCCAAGAAUGGAGAUUUUGGUUUCCACACAUAUGACAACAGAUAUGGUGGUCUUCUGCCUGUUGUGGCUUUCCCCUACUACGAGGUUGGCAAUCUCAACAAACCGGGAGCGUCCAACCUGCCUGCUUAUGUCCAAAAUGAUUAUACGCACCGCCCAGACAAAAGCAACAUGGACCGCAUCAUUGUCAGCCUUAACAACAAGUCUUUUGUCAAAGUCUACGUGACUGAGCAUAGUGAUUGGUCAAAUUUCAACAAACAAGCCACCUACUGCAUCAGCAAAGACCUCAUUAAGACCAUCAAGGCUCUGGCCUUAAAUGAAUUUCUUCUGCAAACUGGGUAUUUGAACCCGCAAGCAAACAGUUUUGCUACAGGUCCUGUAGAACCCCCAUGUCCUGGUCCAACAACAAUGUCCAUCUGCAGUCCAGUACAAGAGAUUUGCAUGAAAAAAGACAUUCACGCUGAGAUUAUAUCACCUUCCGUCUUGACAAAAAACAAUACACAAGAACACCACAAAGCUCCACCAGCAUCCUCCAUCUGCAGUCCAACAAUUAUGCCUUGUACGAUCCAAGACAUUCAGAAGGAGAUCGAAUCACCGCCUAUCGUGAUGAAGAACAGUACACAAAAACACAAUGAAGAUUCACCAGCAACCUCCAUUUGCAUUCCAGAAACUACAUCUUCUACGACCCAAGACAUUCAGAAGGAGAUUGAAACAACUUGUAACUUGAUGAAGAAUAGUACACAAGAACACCACAAAGCUCCACCAGCACCCUCCAUUUGCAUUCCAGAAACCACAUCUUCUACAAACCAAGACAUUUAUUCAGCUGAGACUGAAUCACCUUCCAACUUGACAAAUAAUAAUAUGCAAAUGCACACCACUACUGAGAAGACUGAAUUGAACAAUUUUGUUCAGGACAACACCAUCCAAACUUUCAGGAAUUCCUUGAGGAACCUUCAAACGCCAUCUAAGGAUAUCCAAACAACCUCAACCUCCACACUAACCAUCAUGUCUGCAAAGAACCAAAACACGGAUAUCAAACCAUCGCCUUUUUCACAAAUGAACCUUUUCUUUUGGGGGGUGUAUUUUCUUUUUCUUUGUGUCUUUUUUUUGUUUUUUUGGGGUAACGUGAUGAGACUACUUCUCCUCGUCAUUUUUGCAUCGUCAUUAUUACCGUGGCAAAACUGGAACGGAGGAGAGCAAGGACAGACAAAGGAAAGAGAAGGAAGAAAGAGCACAGCACAGGAGAGAAAAGGGACAGGAACAGAAAUGGAAAUGAAAGAAAAUGAAAGCCGCAAUGCACUCUGUGAUCACCUGCACACCAUCUGGCGUGUCUUAAAGGACCCAAAAUCAUUUCCUGUUUUAUCAAUGAACUCUUUCUUUUGGGGUUUUUAUUUUCUUUUUCUUUUUUAUGUACUUUUAUUUUGGCGGAAGGUUAUGCAUUUAAUUAUAAUCGUCUUUAGUUUCGCAUUGUUGGAGAAGCAAAACAGGAAAAAAAAUGAUUUCCCGUUUGGGAGAAACACAGUGAGAAUUAAUAAUUGAGGAUGAGGAUAAUUAACCAAUUAUACACUCACUGGCCACUUCAUUAGGAACACCCAUACAUCCACCUGUACAACUGUUUGACGCAGCUCUCUAAUCAGCCGAGCCCUUGACAGCAGCACGAUGCAUCAAAUCAUGCAGAUACAAACUUUCAGUUAAUGUUCACGAGGUUCAAACAUCAGAACGGGAAAAACUGUGUCAGUCUCUAGAGUUUACACAGAAUGGUGCGAAAAACAAAAAGCAUCGAGUCGAGUGAGCGACAGAUCUGUGGGUGGAAACAAACGCCUUGCUGAUAAGAGAGGGUCAGAGGAAAAUGGCCAGAUUGGUUCGAGAUUUUUUGCCAGGAAGGAUAUAGUAACUCAUAUAAUCACUCUUUACAACCGUGGUGAGCAGAAAAGCAUCUCAGCAGAAGAACACACUGGAUUCCAGUCCUGCAGCCAAGAACAGGAAUCUUAGGGUGUUUUCACACCUGGUCCCCUUUAAAGGAACCAGACUCAGUCCUCUUUAAGUGGACCAAAAAGUGGACCAACAGAAAAAGAACUCAGUUCUUUUUGUGUUCACACUGUGAAUUUAUUACAAAGAGGACUGGGUUCUCUUUCUGGUCCAGUUAAGCUUUGAUGGGGCCUCAGUCCUCUUUCUGUUCACACCAGGUCCUCUAGAGCCCUCAGACCCCCGGUGCACGGAAUUCUGGGUAAUUUUCUCUUGAAUCAAAAUGUCUGCUGCCAUGCUUGCCCUGCUGUAUUCUUUGAUCAAAAUAGUGCGGAUUAAGGAAAAU